AUGGCCGAAGAGAACAGUGCGUCACGAGUGUUGAUUUCGUGUCUCCAAGCGUCACACAGAGCAUCGCGUCUUCGCUUUCUGCUUCGGCGGCCUUUAAAUGAAUUAUUUGAUCUACUAAAUACCAUUCAAGCAACAGCUUUAGAGCCUCACGGACCCAUUAAUGACAGUAACAGAAUGCCUGAAUUUCCACCCAAAAGUUGUCGGAAUGACUCACUUCUUGCUCAAUGGUGCGCUCAAAUGACGGCAUUUCUAUCUACUCAUCGCUGUGGUAUGUUAAAGCUGCAUCCAGAUUGGCUGAAAUUUUUGAUCGAGCGCGACGAAGACAAAGGUGCUCGGAUGCACAUGACGGCAGUGGAUUUCAUCUUACAACCUUUUCCAAUGGACAAAUGUUAUAUACCAAGAGGAUCUCGCCAUGAAAUUGUGAUAGACGUUAAAGAGCAGCAAGAUCAUAGUAUGCCACGAUAUAUUGUGUGGAAGUUUGAACUUGAAGAUUUUGACGUGGAUUUUAGCGUUUCGUAUGCUCCAAAACCGUAUGAACAGCCAGUUGAGAUCGUUCAUGCACGAACUAGAUACUUAUCAACGACUACAAGUCGUGCUGUUGAAGGAUCAUACCGAUGUUUAAAACCAGGAAAAGCUACGUUGGUCUGGGAUAAUUCGUACUCAAGACUUCGAGGAAAGAAUGUAUUGUAUCAAGUUCAAGUUAUUACUAGUAGCAUAAUGGAGUCAGCAAUAACAGCAGCAGAUGCGCUGGAUGAAGCAGUACAAGCAGAAAAGAUUCGUGAUGAAAAACGGGAUGCUGCUCUCUCCACUGCGCUUAUUGUAAGCUCGGGAACUCCAUUAGAUCAAGUAUCUGGAUAUUCUGCGUACAUUCCAGAUGCCAUUGCUCAGCAAAGUUGGCUACUCAGCACACCAAUCAACGUAGCAGGACAUUUGGCAUGGAAACUUUUUGGCUCUCCCGAAAAGUUAGCGGUCGUCUCAGCAUCAAGAAAUCAACAUAGCAGCGGAUCCGAUAGUGAAGCUCGCAGUUUGUUGGAAGAAUUAAAUGGACUUAACAUGCAGCUAAUGGAACGAAUGGAGAGUUUGGAAGACAGUGUUGGCAAGUUGACUACAGAACGCGAUCAAGAACGCUCAAAAACACACAUGGCAAUAGCGAAACAUGAAAAUUUUGCCAUUGAACUCAAGGCUAGGGAGCAAGAGUUGGCAUCAUUAAAAGGGGAACUCGAGCGGAUUCAAAGAGAACGUCAAGCAUGGCGAGAAAUUCAAGCAGAACGAGAUGCUUUGCUUGAAGAAAAACAUCGUUGGGCUAUGAUGGAUGAUUUUGAUGGAGAUGGUGGAGAAAUAUCCAACUAUGCAACGGAAAUGGACAUGACAGCCAGGAAUAGACUAGAACAGGAACUUGGGCAGGCUGAAGCAGCAGUACUAAGGUGUCGAGCAGAGUUGGGCUAUCCUUUAAGUAAUCAUUUAACCGGUACUUCUACUCGAUUGGAAAAAGUUGCGAGGGAAAUGACAGCAACGAAACAACAGUACGAAGAGAGAAUGCAAGCUUGGGAGAAUGAACGAUUGCAAUUGACACAAGAAUUGGUGAAAGCUCGAGGUCAACGACGUGUGCUCGUGACGGAAAUACGCAACAUGCGGACACAGACAGAAGGCCAAAUUGCUGUUGCUAUGGCGGAAGCGAGUGAAGCGCGAAUGGUAAACCAGAGGCUGAAAAGACAGAAUGAAUUGUUACUGACUCAGAUCCGAACGCUUAUAAACGAAGCAGAAGAUCAUGAAAAGAAGCUUAUAGAUGCUCAACAAGAUUUUAAACAUCAAACACAAGGCUUGCACCUUCAGUCUCAAAGUGUUUCUGAGACAGAAACUUCUAUGGCAAUGCUCAACCUCUCCGUCAAAAAGUUUGAAGAUGAAACUACGACGCAGGACAAGGAGUCGCCCGUUCCAUAUACUUUAAGCGAGAAUGACAUUGCGAUCUUGAAUGGAUGUUCACCGUCUGUGCAGAAGUCUUUGUUAGAGCAAGAGAGUCAAGUCCAGACGAGCUCGACUGCUUCGUAUCGUGCACGACUGGUUGCAUUCCUUAAAGAACGUGAUCCAGAAAAAUUGAUCGAAGUCGAUGAGAUGCUUGCUAGCUACAAAGGUGUCGAGGCUUCUUUAUUCGAGAGUCUAGAGUUAAAAUAUAGUUUCAUGGAAUUGAAUCGGCGAAUAGCACAAUCAAUGUAA
Molecule: messenger RNA, 2214 nt
Organism: Plasmopara halstedii
Lineage: Eukaryota; Oomycota; Peronosporomycetes; Peronosporales; Peronosporaceae
Exons: 6
Coding region: 1-2214 (737 amino acids)
Cellular component (GO): cytoplasm
Source: RefSeq, a predicted model, not a curated record